UAUCCUAUAUACACACGUGUUACAUACGUAAUUCCGAUCUUGCUGGCGCGACUCUUAAAGCGUUCCUCGUUACCAUGGAGCUUGUUUGGUCGCUUAUGUAAUCUAACCGUAGAGACUGCAACUAGCAUAAAACCAAUGCCCAACUAGUACACAUAUAUCCAUUUCCGUAUCUAUCCAUACAUCCACCCGUCCCUCCAUACAUUAUAUGUAUGAGGGAGGGAGAGAAAAGUGAAAGAUAACGGUAAUACCUCAGUUUAUAGCUGGUCAUUGUAGCAUGAACUGUAUGUGAAAUUUGUUUUUCUGCUUAUACACCCCACCCUCACACACACACAUGCGCACACACAUACUCAUACACACACACACACAUGCACACACACACGCACACAUAUACACACACACACACACACUCAUAUAUACACACUCACACACAUUUAAUACAUAAUAAUUAUAUUAUACAAUAACGAUAUUGUGUUAUAAAUAUACCCCGAGAAAUUACAAUAGGUUUAAGGUAAAUUAACAAACGAGUCAACGAACGACUGGAAUAAGUCGAUAAUCACUGAAACCACCCUCAGGUUCCCAUCAUCCCUGUGUUACUCAUGACAACCAAAAACUUAUGUCGCUGGAAGACGGAGUAUUCCAUGUCAGCUGUUUCAGAUAAUUUAAAAUAUCACGUGAAUUGCAAAAAAAGGAAAAUGAUAAGUGUUAUUGAUAAUGAUGUUUUGUGCCCUCAGUAUGUCUCAAAAGCUAUGGCACCAAGAAAUCCUAAACUUGUCAAAGAGCCCGAGGAAGAGAGCCAACUUAUUCCAAGUGUCUUCCUAAAGAACAUCUCUAUGACAACAGAAGAGAGAUUGACCAAUACACGUACAAUGAGGAUUCCAGAGAAAUUGCAACUCCUUGAAAUCGGAGAUACAGUUCAUCACAAAAUCUCAACUGUAAAUAUUAAUGAACCCAUUUUCCAGCCUUUCCCAUCAGAAAUAUUUUUCCAACAAUAUGAACCUUUCAAGGUUUAUGAAGUAUCUUUGCUUCUUGAAAAUAAAGACCGAAUCCCACGUACUGUAAAAGUGAAUCAAGAAGCCUCUCCUUACUUCAAAUUGAUCCCUCCUCCUGAUGCACACCACAAAGUGGCCCCAGGGCUGGCACUUGUAUUCAAGGUUCAGUUCACCCCAGAAGAAAAUAAGGAUUAUGAACAUGAGAUUGUAUGUACAACAGAAAGAGAGAGAUACGUUGUACCAAUAAAAGCCAUUGGAGCCCGUGCCAUUGUGGACAUCCCAGAUGAGAUCCACUUUCCAACCUGUCCAGUAUUAAUGGCAUCGACCAAAACUAUUCUUCUUAGAAAUAUUGGUAACAGAGAUGCCAAGUUUUCUUUCUUUACACUUCUACCUUUCAGUGUUUCACCUGUUCAUGGAACUGUUGCUGUAAAUGCCAAUAGCCAGGUAGAUAUAGAGUUUUACCCGACAGAAGUGGGCAACCAUCACGGCCAACUCUACCUGAGAUAUGACACAGGUGAAGUUUUGUUCAUAGAACUGCAUGCUGUUGCCCAAGACAUAAACAUACGCUUGGACAGAAACUCGGUUCGUAUUGAAAAUACUUUUAUCUCUCUGACCAAUCAGAGAAGUGUAUUUAUUCACAAUCGGACAAAUGUUGUUGCCAAAUACAAAUGGACUAAUUUUCCUACGUGGAUUGAUGAGAUAGAGCAAAAAGAAAGAUUUGUCUCUGAUAUUGAAGAAACAAGGCAAACUGAGAUAGAAAACUUUAUACAAGAUUAUACUGGAGAUCCUUCAUUAAAUGACAAGAUCUCUGUAAUGAACCGUUCCUAUCUGAACAGGAGAAAGUUGAUUGAAGAUGGCAGUGGUCUGUUUUACGAUGAAGUCUUCAAGAUUGAACCAAUUGAAGGAGAGAUUUGGCCUAACCAAACGAUGCAAAUAAAUAUCAUGUUCAAACCAUUGGAAGCAAAGUCUUAUAUUAAAACUGCAUAUUGUGAAAUCACUGGUCGGGAGAACCGUCUUCCAUUGCAGUUGCGUGGUGAAGGGAAAGGACCCAAAGUUCAGCUGUCUGUGAAUAUCAUGAAUGUUGGACCGAUUUUCAUUGGUUCCUGUCAUUACUAUGAAGUGAUUUUAGCCAAUCACGGACAGAUUCUUGCCAGUUAUGUUAUCCAAAAGAGUUUCUCUGCCUUUGCUUCCUAUUUCACUUUCAACCCGAAUAAUGGCGUAGUACAACCGGGAGGUCACCAAGCAAUACGAGUGAAGUUUCAAGGAAGUAGUUUAGGAGAUUUUGACGAAGUCUUCAAAUUUCAGGUGGAGGGUCUACCUCAACCUGUGGAACUCAAAUUCAGAGGAUCUGUAAUUGGUCCAACUUUCCAUUUUGAUGUGGCACAACUGGAGUUUGGCAAUGUAUCCUAUGGCUUCCAGUACAUGAAAACCUUUCAAAUGCACAAUACUUCAUUGAUUCCAAUGAACUUUCGGCUCCAUGUGCCAGGAGAUGGCAUUGUUGACAGUAUUCCAAGUAUAAAAGGAAAUUUUUAUCCAAAGAGAGCUGAUAAACAAACCUUACCACCCAAAGAAUUUAAAAUCAUCCCAUCAGAGGGCGUUGUUGAAGCAAUGAGUUCUCUCCAAGUGACCGUUCAAUUUGUGUCCAACACUGUGUCUCGAUAUGAAAUGGCUCUUGUCGUGGAUGUCAUUAAUGUCGCAGAUCAAGUGUUCUCAAUGCCUAUUACUGCCAGAUGCUUGGUUCCCACAGUCGUUGUAGCGAAUCCAGUUUUGAUGUACCACCGAUGUUUCUUGAACUAUCCUUACACACAGUAUGUCAAGCUGCAAAACCUCUCCAAUCUCCGAGCUCGUUAUGAUCUUGAGCCGCAAGACCCUGACAAAUGGUCAAGCAUUUCAUACUGUAGCAGUGAACCAUCAGGAAUCCUUGAAGCUUUUAGCUCUUUUGAUGUACCGCUGACUAUAAAAACUGGAUGUCUCAGAGAGUUGGUGGCUCCAGCCUAUUUUAAAGUCUUUGGUAGUUCUGAAUAUAUUACAGUUGAGAUUUCAUGUUAUGGGGAAGGACCUGUGGUACAUGUCGCACCACUUGAGGUUGACUGGGGUACCAUUACUGUACUGAAGGACGUAGAAAGGAAAAUCACUUUGUUAAAUGAAUCUCCAAUUCCUGCUACCUUUGAAGCAAGCAUGAGCCGACCAAACUCAUUCUUUCAUGUCAGUCCAAAGGAUGGAGUGAUUUUGCCUGAAGAAAAAAUGAUUCUAACAUUGACUGCCAACAUUAAUGAUAUCAUUAAUUUUGAAGACAAAAUUAAUAUUAAAUUUGGAGACAAUUCAGAAAGAUUUGUGAUCUUGAAAGCAUUUGGUGAAGGCAGUACCAUUGUAGCUGACCCACCACUGUCAUCUGUCUUAAACCUUGGCCCACAUUUCAGUAACAAAACUUUAAAAAAAAAAAUAGUUUUCACUAACAAAGGUCGGCGCCAGCAACAGGUGAACUGGGUCAUCCAAACAAACACCUUACAAUUACCAAAACUUAGCAAACAGGAGGCACAACUAACAAAAUUAAACGAGAAACAAGUUUCUGUAAAGACUUCUACUUCCCCAGAAACUAAAGCAUCAGUGUUUGAAAUAAUUCCUCAUCGCUUCAAAUUAUUGCCUGGUGAAAGUAUGGGUGUCUAUUUAAAAGGUUUUGUGGAAAAACCUGCUGAUAUCAAUGAGAUAUUACAUUGCUACUCAAUACUUGGCAAGCAUGGCGGCAAGAAGUUGGUCAUCAAUGUCAAUGUCAAAGCUCAGUUCAUCGACCCUUUACUGGAUUUCUCCAGAGAAAACAUCUUCUUCAGAACUGACAAGACCCCAGAUAUGAAACUGGGCCUUCUGUAUCAAGACCUUCAACUGACCAACACAGCCAUUCUGCCCCUCACAAUCAACCUGCAGAUACCAGACCCUUUCAAGAUUGUGUACAAUGAUGAGAUUCUCUCAGAAGUCAAAAUACAAAUAGAUGUUGGUGAAGUCUGUGCCUUAAAGAUCCAGUUCAAUCCAUGUUAUAAAGAUGAUUUAGUCACCCGAAUUAUUGAACAGAGUCUAACCAUCAGCUAUGAUGAACAUCCUCACAUUGAUUAUAUCACUUUACAUGGAGAAGUUUACUUUCCCAACCUCACUUUUGAACAAACAGAAGUCGACUUUGGCUGCAUCAUGAACAACAGCACUGAAACAAAGAUAAUAAAUAUUAUGAAUAACAGCCCAUUGGUUGUGAGAUAUCAGUGGACAAUGUUCACAUUGGAGUUAACCAAGAAAGUGGUGAAUCACGAGCUGAUUAAGCAUCUUGACUCCACAUCCUCCAUUCAUGGUACAGAGUCAAAGUCAAAAAUGUCGUCAGCUGGUUUUGAAGACUUGAAGGCUUACAAGGAGUAUGACUCUGAGUUGUUCACUAGUGGAGAUAUCAGUUCAACCAUAAUGAAUGUAGGAAAUCAAGAUUUGUAUGGUGGUGGUGCUUAUACAAUUUUAAAUGAACUUGAUGAAGAGAAUUCUGGCAAAGAUAAUUGUCAGGCCUUCAAUUUACUUCCCAUGAAUGGUGUAUUACAUCCAGGACAAGCAGAACUUGUCAAAGUGACAUUCUUUGGACAUGCCAACACAACGGCACGCGUGACAGCCAUGUGUACUGUUGAAGGGGGUCCGACAUAUUGCAUCCAGUUGUCUGGAGAAGCUUCAUACCUAAGUUACAAAUUUGAUGUUUUGUCAAUCGAUUAUGGAGAACAGAAAUAUGAUCAAGUGGCUGAAGCUACCAUUACACUGACCAACACUGGACUUGUUGGUUGUAAUUUCUGCACCAUAAAUAUGGUCAAAAUUGAAGAUGAAAUACCUCCACAGACUCCCAUUGUAGUUCCUGAAUCAGGUCAUAUAAAAUCUGGAGACAGUCAGGUUCUCACGGUCAAAUAUCUUCCUGGUUUUCCUGUCAAGUUCAAUUCCAGUUUCAGCAUUCAAGUGAACCAUUUCAAACCAGAGACAAUAACACUCAUUGGCAAUGGCAUUUUCCCUCAUUUGCUUCUCAACUUACCCAGACACAAACACGAUUCACUUUAUAAAAAAUCGUUGAAGGCUGCAAAAGUCCAUCUCAGUAAAGAGGCUGCUUCUAGCAAUGUUCCAAUGGAACCAAAGGCAGAGAAUGAAAAAGAUGAAGUUAACAAUGUAGAGGAACAAGAAGAAACUUUUAAAGAGACAGAAUUACAAAAGGAAAUCGACAGAGUUGCUGUGACUUUAUAUAUUAAUGGACCAGAGACUGAUAGUAUUUGCAGGUCAGAUUUAGAAAUUCCUUCCUUUGUAUUGGAUCAGAAGAGAGCAUCUUCGAUUAUAUAUAGUAACACCAGAAUUCUUCGAAAGGAUUCUUCCAAAUUAUGGAGACAAAGACCCUUCUUGCCUAUCUAUGAACUGGACCUUGGCUUUGUAAUCCUUGGUUUGAUAACCAACCGCACUGUUACUCUGACUAAUUGUGGAAACCUCUCAGUUUCCUUCAAGAUUGUAUAUGAACAUCUGCAGUACUGGGGAUUUAAAAUUGACCUUCAUAAAGUUACGAAUCUCCCUCCACAAGAGAGUGCUAGCUUUCAGUUGACAUUUGAUCCGAGAGGAGCAAAUCUUACCAAGGGCCCCAUAGAAACAAAACUACUCAUCAGUAUAACAAAUGGCCCACAAAUUAUUGUGUCUCUUCGCGCUCAUAUCACCAUGCCUGAUAUGGAAGUUUCUCAUGAUAUACUGGAUUUUGAAAAUGUGAAAUGUGGUGAGUGUAAAAUAAUGAGCACCCAACUUCAUAACCACCAAUAUGUUCAAUGUGAAUGGAGCUAUCUUCCAUCUUCGUCCAAGAAAAAUCAGGCCAAAAAUGAAGCACAAGACACAGCAAAUAAAAAAGCUGCAUUGGCCAUGAGACCACGUAAGAACUUUGAAAUAAUUCCUCCCUCAGGAGUACUCCAGCCAGGACAAAGAGUAAAUAUUCAAGUAAAAUUCAUGCCAACGGAAGGGAAAUUGUAUGAAAAGAGAAUACCAAUCCGAAUUGCCCAAAGCAGUGAAAGAAUCAUUCUUCAGUGUAAAGGAAAUGGCAUUGAACCAGUUCUUGAGUUGUUGGAAGAACACGUCACAUACAGACCAAUUCUUCCACACAGUUGCGGGGAUGAGAAAGAAGUGAUUGUGAAGAAUCCAUGCGAUUUCCCAAUAGAAUUCUACAGUGUGGACUUUGAUAGCAACUAUCUUGAAGAAGAAAAGAUUCUUCGUCUGAUGCGAGGCUAUGAUGAUUAUAAAACCUUGCUUUUACCACCUCGGGCUGCUGGGGAGAAGUUACCCCAAGAACUGCUUGACUUUUAUAAAGCACGGAAGAAAAGACUUGAAGAAAUGGAGAAGUUCCACAAAGAAGGAAUGAGUUUGUUGAGCUCAGUUUCUGAGGACACCCAAGAGCAAGACGUCAAAGAGGAUACAGAAACUGAAGGCAUCGAGGUGAAAAAAUAUGAUUCUGCAGAGAAUUUAAUAGAAGUGAUUAUACCUCCUUUCACCAGUAAAUGUACAUCACCUGAAAAUGUGACUUUGGAAAGUGUGGAACAAACUGAAAAGUUGAAUGUUGAUGACAUAGAAGAAGCGAAAGUGAGAGAUGCUGACAGUUCUGGCGUUGGGGAACUUGAAAUGACACCAGUUGCUGCUGCCAUUACACGUUAUCUUGGAAUUGAUCUGUCUCCCGAUGGUCAAGCAGCACGAAACAGAAGGGGAAUAGCCAUCAUCAUACAUGGGUCACCGUUUUCUGGAAAAUCCACAACGGCUACUGACAUUGCACAUUACUACGAUGCAGCAUUACUGAAUAUUGAUGACGUUGUCAUAGAUGCAAUUGCAAAGGGUGCAACACCAGCAAGCUUAAAAGCACGGGAACUCUGUGCCGAUGCUGCCCAGCGCUGGAGAGAAGAGCAAAGAACACAAGAAGAGAGCGAGGAGAAAAAACCUGGAACAGAAACCAAUACUACCACGACUGGUGGUGCUUAUCCCAGAAAGGCCAGCAAUAUGAACAAAGGACUCAUAGGUGCGAACAUGACCAGCAACAGAGGUGGUGAUACGGCUCAGCAGCAAUCAGUCAGCCCUCCGCCACUCGUGUACCCCCCUGUUAAAGAAUUAAACAUUAAAUCUGGAAUUGCUGGGGAAGCUGGACUUGUAAGUUGUAUCUUACCUGAAGAUGUUCUUGUUGAAAUUUUAGCUGACCGUCUGCAGAUGCCUGACUGUCACAAAGGUGUUGUCAUUGAUAGUCUUGAAAGUGUGUUCAGUCCCAGCUUCCAGUUGCUUGAACAGGUCAUCCUUAAAGCCUUUAAUAACAGACGGUACAUUUUUCAUAUCAGCCUCAGACUUGAUUUCCAUACUUACCAAAACAGGAAAAAAGAAUUAAAAGAACAAGAAGAAAAGCAGAAGAUUCUAGAAGACGAACUGGAGAGGAAAUGGAUCGAAGAAAUGUCUGAGGGCGAGUAUGAUGCAAUGUCCGAGGAACAAAGGGCCCGAGUAGAAGGCCGAUUAAUGGUAAUAAAGAAAAAUAGGAUGAGCAGGGAAGUUAAAGAGAAAGAAGAAAGAGAACGUAAAGAACGAGAAAUGCAGGAAGCUGAAAACCGGCGCCUAAUGGAAAUUAAAUCAAGGAAAAAAGGGAAACGUCCUGCACCGCCGUCGAAUGAAAAAGACAAAGACAAGAAGGCUGGCCCUCUUGACAAAGACAAGAAGGCUUGUGAAAAGGUUGGGACAAAAGGAGUUGGCCAUAAAUAUGAAGGGGAUUCAAAAGGUGGAGUUACAGAACGUCCUGACUCACAGGCCACCGAUCGAAAUGAUAUGACAGAGGAACGCCGAAAGAGGUCUGUUAGAAGACCCGGUGUAGACGCAUCGUCUUCUAAAGGGAAAGAAGAGAUUCCAGAAGAUCCAUAUAAAGAACUGACCAAAGAAGAAUUACUUGAAAUGCAGAAGUAUGUUCUUAGAAUUUCAACAUGAGUUUGUAUUUCUGAA
Octopus sinensis (East Asian common octopus) is the source of this 7982-nucleotide messenger RNA. RefSeq names its product hydrocephalus-inducing protein-like. The record is from RefSeq and is a predicted model, not a curated record. Gene Ontology annotation, biological process: axonemal central apparatus assembly; cilium movement. The coding region runs from base 597 to 7967 and encodes 2456 amino acids. Gene Ontology annotation, cellular component: axoneme. NCBI's taxonomy places the organism in Eukaryota, Metazoa, Mollusca, Cephalopoda, Octopoda, Octopodidae. The transcript has 44 exons.